Molecule: messenger RNA, 5547 nt
Organism: Lethenteron reissneri (Far Eastern brook lamprey)
Lineage: Eukaryota; Metazoa; Chordata; Hyperoartia; Petromyzontiformes; Petromyzontidae
Product: neuropilin-2-like
Biological process (GO): axon guidance
Cellular component (GO): axon; glutamatergic synapse; postsynaptic membrane
Molecular function (GO): semaphorin receptor activity
Source: RefSeq, a predicted model, not a curated record
UCUGAAGGAGGCAACGGGAACGCAGCGUGGGGCUGAGACAGCACGAGACGCGAGCGGAGGGUGGUGGAUUUUUGUUCUUUCUUUUUCCGCGCGUUUGUUUUCAAUGCGCGUUUGUUUUACAUCGUGCAGAUAACGAGACGGUGCCGUGCGAGUGGCACACGCGCCCGAGACGAGGAGGGCUGGAGUUGUGAGUAGUUUUAGUCGGGUUGCAUGAAUUAGCGCAGGCUGUUCAAGUGAGACGGGGGGGUGUGGGGUGGGAGGACCUUUUUGGAGGUCGUACGCGAAACGUCUCAGUCCCGUAACGCGGCACAUCUUGUGAGCGACGUGGGACAAGCGACAACAAACAAACAAAAAACGCCAAAACCAGACACGAUGAUGUGUUCGCGAUAAAACGUAUCGGCAGUGGGGCUGUUCAAAUCGAAUACGCGUGUGUGUGUGUUUUAGUUGGGGCAAUUCAGCCAGCAGCAGCAGGGGCACCAUUUGGUCCCGGAGUCAACUGGAGUUGAUUUUCUUUAAAGGAGGGGGGCAAAGACGGAGGGGAGAGACGUCGGCGACUUGAGAAACGCGAGUCAACACCGGCAGCGACAAACACAACACAGACGCGUAAAUGUUUUGGUUUCCAGCCACACGGGAGUCGCUGGCGCGGCGGGAGGGUGCUCGCUUCGUGUCGCCUCUGCUGUUUGCUCGGGGAGGGUCCUUGUCGACCACUGGGAUCCCAGACCCCACAGACGAAUAGGAGAGAGAGAGGGAGAAGAGAACGAGCUCCCCCCCACAACCUCAGUUGCCAGCGGUGGCGGCAGCGACUGCAGUGCAACCACGGGAUCGGCGUUCAUGUUGCGUUGCAUAUCGUGCUGUGUCUAGAACAACAGCACAAGUUUGAAAAGCCCACGCGUUGAGACUUCCACACAUCGGCAGCUCUUGAUUGAAGCCACCAAGUUUGCUUCUUGAACCUACGAGAGCCUCCUCGACCGAGUCUACAAGCGGCCUCUUGAUUGAACCUAACAACCUGGAGGAGAAGAACCUGAAGAACCUGCAGAACCUGUAGGAGAAGAACCAGUAGGAUCUGCGAACCCAGCGAGUUCUUUGACCACGCUCUUUGAGAUGAUUGCGCGUGUUAUCUUGCAAGCCAUUGCGCUGGGCCACGUGCUCGCAGCGUUCGAACUCCUGGAUGGCCGCCACCCUCCACCGCCUGGCAGGGCGCAAGGCGAGGAGGCACAAGCGGGCCCGGCGUGCGGGGGCGAGCUGGUGGUGCAGGGACCCGGCUACCUGGCCUCCACCGGUUUCCCCGAGGACUACCCGCCCAUGCAGCGCUGCGAGUGGCUGCUGCGGGCAGCCGGGCCCGGCCAGCGCCUCGCCCUGGCGUUCAACCCGCACUUCGACAUCGAGAAGCACGACUGCAGGUUUGACUACGUGGAGGUUCGGGACGGCGAGGGAGACGCGGCCGAAGCGAUGGGCCGCUUCUGCGGCAGCGUGGCGCCCGCGCCCAUUGUGUCGUCGGGGCCGACCCUGCUCAUCCGCUUCGUCUCGGACUACACCAACCAGGGCGCCGGAUUCUCCCUGCGCUACGAGAUACACAAGUCGGGCUCGGACGCGUGCUCGCGCAACCUGUCGGGCCCCGCGGGCGUCGUGUCGUCUCCCGGCUUCCCGGACAAGUACCCGCCGUUCCUGGCGUGCACCUACGUGAUCCGCGCAGCUCGGGGCGGCGUGGAACUGUCGCUCCGCUUCACGCACUUCCACCUGGAGGGCGCGACGAGGGCCCCGGGGGCCGUGGAGCCCGCGUUGGCGUGCCAGUACGACCGGCUCGAGGUGUGGGACGGCCUGCCGCACGUGGGGCUGCUGGUGGGGCGCUUCUGUGGGACGCGCUCCCCGGGGCUCGUGCGCUCCUCCACGGGGAUCCUCUCGCUCUCCUUCUACACGGACGCCGAGGUGGCGCGCGACGGCUUCUCCGCCUCCUACACCACCUCCCGCCGCAACGUCACCCGCCAGGGCCGCCACGGGGAGGAGGCGUGCAUGCGGCCGCUGGGCAUGGAGUCUGGCGAGAUCCUCGACGAGCAGAUUUCGGCGUCGCCGGGUUUCUACGGGGAGCGGUGGCGCGCCGAGCAAACGCGGCUGCACCACGCCGGUGCCGCGUGCUUCCACGCCCCCACGGAAUCCGCGCGAGAGUGGCUCCAGGUCGACCUGCGCUUCGUGCGUCUGCUCGGUGCGGUGGCCACGCAGGGAGCGCUGGCGUCCAACUCGACGGGCGCGCCGUGCUUCGUCACGGCCUUCCGGCUCGAGUACAGCACCUCGGGGAGCGACUGGACCGUCUACCGUGACGUCGAGAAGAACAAGGUGAUUCAGGGUAACCGCGACGAUGGUGGCGUGGCCCUGCACCGCUUUGCGGAGGCCGUAGUGGCGCGGUACGUGCGCGUUAAGCCCGUGCGGUGGCGUGGCGGCCUGGGUCUGCGGCUGGAGCUCUACGGCUGUCACAUCUCCGACGCGCCGUGCUCCGAGAUGCUGGGUCUGGUGUCGGGCGAGAUCGGGGACCGGCAGCUCUCGGCCUCGUCGAGUCGCGACGUGCGCUGGGGGGCCCCGGCCGCUCGGCUGCUGAGCGCGCGAUCCGGGUGGGUGCCCGCCAACGUCCAGGCGGGUGGGCAGUGGCUCCAGGUGGACCUGGGGACGACUCGCCAGGUGAGUGGCCUGCUGCUGCAGGGCGCCAAGAUCGGGCCCACGAAGCGACGGCGGCCCCCGCUGCGGCUGCCGCUGGAGACCGAGAGGAAAGUGUUUGUGCGCAGCUUCCGCCUCCAGCUCAGCCUCGACGGGGAGAGCUGGGUCGGCGUGCAGGACCCGGCGGGCGCCGACAAGAUCUUCCCAGGGAAUUCCAAUGCCGACAAGCCGGAGCUUCGCCGAAUAAAUGCCACGCUGGCCCGCUUCCUCCGCCUCUUACCCGAGAAGUGGUCGACCAACGGAAUCGGCGUUCGGCUCGAGGUCCUGGGGUGCGACGCUCCCGGCACCACUUCCAGUGCAAUGGAGACAGACGACACGGAGGGGGAUGAUGACGAAGAGCAGGGCCGCACAAUUACCGUCACCGGGCAGCGUUUGGGGCCGGGCAGCGGUGACGGCAGCUGGCGCGACACCGCAGCCGCGCGUUCCCCACCGCCGUGGAGCCUUUCUCACGUCGCAACGACCCCGCGCGCGCCCGCGGGUCGCGGUGCGACGGGGGACUCCGACGCCGGUGACCCCGGCAGCAGGGGCGGCAAGAACGCCGGUAGCAGCGGCGGCGGCCCUGCCGGCUUCGACCGUGCAGCCGGGCCAACCGGCUCCGAGUCAAACUCCCCCGACCCCACCGCGCAGGACGGGGCAGAUGUUCUGGAGAACGGAGAGAAUAACUCCGACUCGCAGGGCAAGGAGAAGGACUCUGAGCAGGCGCUCCGCAGCCUCGACUGGUUUCUGAUCCCCGUGAUCGCGCUGAGUGGCACGGGCGUGGCGCUCGGUGCCAUAUUCGCGACGGCGCUGCUCUGCCGCUCGCGUCGUAACUGCUGCCCCUUCUGCUGCGGAGGCGGCUGCUGCUGCGGACGAGCACGGGGGCACCCGGCCCAGACGGGGGCCGCCUCGUCCAACGGCAGAGCCAGCGGGCGCUGUCGCCCCAACCAGUACGUCGUGCACAAGAGCAGCGUCGUGUCACGGACUGCCUCCUCGGCCUCCUCCUCCAUCGUGUGAAGGCGCGCCGCCCGCACCCGCGAGUCACGGAGGGGCAUGGCCUACGGGGGACGGGGCCCGUCGUCGCAGCGUUACCCUUGGACUCGCGCACGUCGUGGAUCUCCGCAUUGCAGCGGUCCGCGUGAGAUGCCCGUUAAUUUAACUGUCAAACGCGUUGAAGACGAAGAGCAUGACUGGCAGCAACUGAACUUGAACUGAAUGGGAAAGGAACGUUGAAGCUUUAUCUCGUCACACCAUGCAACUUCCAUGCUGUUUGCGUGGGUAAUGGAAACGCGACAAAGACACGUUUCACGUGGAAGAACUUCAAAGCAGGAUCUACUUGCAGUUUUAGUAGCAGCGUGAAACGUACGCGCAGGGGUUUUAAGCCCACUCAUCUUCCUUUGAGAUAUUUCUCUGCCUCUUGUGCUGAUAUCAAAUGACUUGAACCCCACUGCCUGCCCGAGGCUAAUGAAAAUAGAGGAAUCACUUCAUGUAAGGGGGACUCGAUCAGAUCAACACACUGCCACUGGCCACAUCACACAAAAGCAUAUUUUACACAAAUGUGUAGUUUUGCCAGUGCAGCAUUUGUAUUGGAAUAUUUAAACACGAAGGGAAUAAAUUAAAUAAUGUUACAGUUCCAUUGCUGUGCAACAAUGGAGUGAAAUUUGAGGGCAAGUGUGAACGAAGCAUCCUAAAUCAAGAGCUUGUCGGAGGAUGCCUGCAGAAGAGGCACACUUGCAGUCUUAAUCUUCUGCCAGCAACACCUGAGGCACCGCAGUGUCGAUAGACGCGGUCAGGUUUCCGGGACCUCACAUGCCAGCGGGUUCAGUGCUGAGAAUUGGAGUUUCUGGGGCGGGUGGCCCCUUGAGAGACGGUGAACUGCACUCCAUCUCACACUCUGGAUGUCUCCCGAAAAGCUCGUGAGCCAAAACCAAAAAACUCUCUCGGCAGCAGCACGAGAGUUUUCUUUCCGCCGUGGAAACUUUUCCUGCUUUCCUGCCCGAGUCUGUGCGUGCGAGCGAGCGGCUUUCGAGCAGCAAAUGCAUAUUUCAUUUGACACAGCGGCAAGCGUCUCCAUCCAGCACGCCUCCACCUGUUAUUAUUUGCUUCUGCUCCGGCUUGCUCCUGCUGAGUCGCGUGAUCAAGCCAGCCACACGGGCUAGAGGCUUAGUACCACAGUGAGGGUCCUGCCCGUCAAGCGUCUGCAGAGGCAAAGCGCGGUGGUGUGGAGUUUAAUGAGCAGAGUAUGCGUCAACAUUUAUUUCUCCAUGAAGAUUGUCGAAGUUCACAAGGCAUGCAUCUCUGCCACAGAGCCAAUUCAGGAUCUGCUUUGUAAAAUUGGUCGGAAUGCAUCUUUUUUAAUAUACCACAUUUUUAGGGCUGUUUGGUUUGUUUGAAUGUUCUGUCCAAAUAAAGCAGCACACUUUUGUGUCACACCAACAAAAUACAAUCCAUUCCACCCUUUCCAAGCCCCCAGCCAAUUUCAUAAAUGUUCCAGUACUCCACUGAGCAUCACGGUUUUCAACAUUGCUUAAAUUCUCCGCUUAACAAAUGAACAACUCUGCACAUUGCAAGCAGGGUAAUGAGCUGUGUUUUCUUGCCAGUGACGUGAGUCAAAUCGCCAAUCUUUCCUUUUGUUUUGUUUAAAAUGCACUUUUUGAAUGUUCUUUUUUUUCAGGAUUUUGAAAAUCCACACGAAAAAACUGACCCGCUAGUGAUUGGUGAUCAUACAACCCAAGUGCAAAAAUAUAUCCCGAAUUAUUACUUAAAACGUAUGGUCAUAGUGGCAGUUUUUGUAUAAUAAUGAUAUUUUUUAAACCGUUUUUGUUAUGUGCAUUGAUAUUUUUAAUAAAGUUGGCUGGGACAGCG